This is a messenger RNA of Diprion similis, 2543 nucleotides long. Its product is annotated as sodium-coupled monocarboxylate transporter 2-like. Gene Ontology annotation, biological process: transmembrane transport; sodium ion transport. Bases 295 to 2103 code for a protein of 602 amino acids. The record is from RefSeq and is a predicted model, not a curated record. Gene Ontology annotation, cellular component: membrane. Gene Ontology annotation, molecular function: symporter activity. Lineage: Eukaryota; Metazoa; Arthropoda; Insecta; Hymenoptera; Diprionidae. The transcript is spliced from 15 exons.
ACCGCAGCGGACUUCUCCCUCGUACGUCUUGCGUCGUAUCGCUGAAUUCGCAAUUCGGAACUUGACUGCUGCGAGGCAGAAUGUCUCGCCUUCCGUCGUCAAUUACGUUUAGACCUUACACCUAUCACCGUCCCGGUUCAUAAUAUACACCGUCUACAUUUAUAAAAAUUGUUACCGCCGCAGGAUCGCGUCUCCCUACCCUUUCGCUUGCACUUUGUGAGAUAGAAGAUAAGCACGGUGGAAAGAUAAAAGCUCCUCGAAUUUUCGCUCCAAAGCUGUUUAUUCGAAAAGACGAUGGCCGAUCGUUGGUACCUUCAUUGGAGUGACUGGAUCGUGUUCAUCGCAAUGCUGUGCGCCUCUGCAGCGGCAGGACUUUGGCAUUACUGCAGAAGUAAGAAGUACAACACGGAGGAAUAUCUCCUGGGCGGACGUCACAUGGGUCUUCUUCCCGUAUCGUCUUCCUUGAUCGCCAGUUUUAUUUCAGGUAUUACGAUACUUGGAACACCGGCUGAAGUAUACAAUUUUGGAACUCAGUACUGGGUGACGAUAUUCAGCAUAUUUUUUACCGGAAUCACCGUUGCCACAGUGUAUCUUCCGGUAUUCUUCGGUCUCAGACUAAACUCUGCAUACGAGUACCUCGAGAUCAGAUUCAACAGAGAAGUUCGCAUUCUAAUAUCUCUCAUCUUCGUUGUUGACGCGGUCCUGUACCAGUCCAUCGUGGUCUACGUUCCGUCUUUGGCGUUGAAUCAAGUCAGUGGUAUCAACGUUCAUCUGAUAGGAACCGUGGUAUGCGUGGUAUGCGUCUUCUAUACUGUGCUGGGAGGACUGAGAGCCGUGGUUUGGACCGACACAAUCCAGGUCGCGGUGAUGGUAUCGGCAGUGAUAGUGGUGACCUUGCUUGGAACUUAUCAGGUCGGAGGACCCUCCGAAGUUUGGAAACGGGCUGUCGAAGCGAAGAGGAUUGAGUUCUUAAAUCUCGAUCCGUCUCCCUAUACGCGACACACAUUAUGGACGGUAUCAAUAGGCUCCUGGCUCUACAGCACGGCUUACAUAUCCGUAAAUCAGACGAUGGUUCAGCGGUACCGAACCCUGUCGACCAUGAAGACUGCUAAAAUGGCUAUUUGCAUCUUCACUUGCGGGGUUAUGAGUUUCAUCUCGAUUUGCUGUUGGUGCGGUUUGGUACUGUUGGCCUGGUGGUCGCCACCAAGAUGCGACCCGAGAGCAUCAGGCCUCGUUUUUGCCGACGAUCAAAUGCUGCCGGCUUACGUGAUGGAAAUCGCUGGUCAUCUACACGGUAUUCCAGGAUUGUUUGUCGCCGGUAUCUUCGGGGCAGCGUUGAGCACUCUAUCCGUGGGUAUAAAUUCUACUUCGGUUGUUCUGCUCGAGGAUUUCGUCAAGGGAUGCUUCAGGCAGAAGCCCAGCGACAGGUGUUCCACUAUAUUCGUAAAGAGCGUUGCUAUUCUCCUCGGCAUAACUGCUUUGGCCUUCAUAUUCCUAGUCGAACGUCUCGGCGGUGUCCUCGCGGUAACUGGAAGUCUGGCAGCGAUCGCAGCGGGAACUUCCUUCGGAGUAUUUACACUCGGGAUGCUGUUCCCUUGGGCAAACUCAAAGGGUGCAUUUGUAGGUGCGAUUGCAGGAUUCACCAUCGCAGCUUGGGCCAGUCUGGGCGCCAAUGCUGCAACUGGCGCUGGUCAACUUCGUCCAAAAAAACUACCGGUCAACUUGUCUCAGUGUCCUGCAAACGUGACCGAAAAUUUUCUCGAAUUAUUUCAACAUCAGGGAGAGGAAAAUGUUUUUCCGCUAUACAGAUUAUCUUAUCACUUGAUAGCCGGCCUGGGAGCUAUAGUGGUUAUCGUUGUUGGUAAUCUAGUGACCUUGUGCACGGGUCCAAAGGAUCCACGAACAGUAGACAGGAAUUUGCUAUCGCCGGUAAUUUACAGGUGGCUUCCUGAACAGAAACAAGUGCAGGAUCUUAGAAAGUGGAGGCAACCGGUUCAGGACGCGGUUCUUCACGAUGCUGCGAAUGAUUUUCUUCUUGGCGACUUGAAGACGGUCGAUAAACCUCUGGUUAUAGUUACGAGUAGUUACGACACAUCCGAAUGAAGCUCACCUGCAACAAACCGUUUGUUCAACGUUACUGCACCAUGAUGUGUUGUGUAAACAAUAAUUAAUAGCGGAUAAACUUGAAUCAUUUCACUAUUGUUACAGAAAAGUAUUCAAUUUAAAUUGAAAACUGUCAUUUCUGGCAUUGCAUAGGUAUACAUGUAGGGUCUUUUAAUCGUUACUGAACACCAGCGAUAUGCGAAGCCAAGUCAAUCCUGGGACGCGCUUACGAUCUAAACGAUUAUCAUUUCCAAUAAAUGACCGUGCAUGUAUAAUAAUUGAAUACUCUAUUGAAAUUAUAAUUACGCUGAUCUCGUUUCAAACGAUAAUCUUAUCAGUGGAAAAGUUCUUCGAAAAUAAUUGUUAAUCUGCGUAUAUGGCAGAGAAACCAGUAUUUUCUACGUUGUGGAUGUCAUCCUAUACGGGAAAUCCAUUUGCAG